CCGCUGCGGUUCCAUCCUUCAGCGUGAGGUGCCGCAGGUGUUCGGCGCUGGGUCCGAGGCCGCAGAUUGUGGGUCUAGUGAUAUGCUUUCCUAAACAGUAGAAAAGUUGAAGAUGUCUAGACAGAACUUAGUGGCUUUGACAGUGACCACCCUGCUGGGUGUGGCUGUGGGGGGGUUUGUACUGUGGAAAGGCAUCCAGCGCCGAAGGAAUAAGAUGAGCCAUGUGACCCAGCAGCAGCAGCAGAGAGUGCCAGGCUGUAGAGAGCAACCUCCUCCUGAAGAGGACCAGCUGUCCAGUGCCCCCAGAGUCUCGUGGGAGGAGAGAAUCCUCAAAGCAAAGGUGGUGAUGGUGUCUCAGGAGGCAGAGUGGGAUCAAAUCGAGCCCUUGCUUAGGAGUGAAUUAGAAGAUUUUCCAGUACUUGGAAUCGACUGUGAGUGGGUGAAUUUGGCAGGCAAAGCCAGUCCUCUGUCACUCCUACAAAUGGCCUCCUCAAGUGGUCUUUGUGUUUUGGUUCGCUUGCCCAAGCUGAUCUGUGAAGGAAAAACACUACCAAGAACGUUAUUGGACAUUUUGGCAGAUGGCACCGUAUUAAAAGUUGGAGUGGGAUGUUCGGAAGAUGCCAGCAAGCUUCUGCAGGAUUAUGGCCUUGUUGUUAGGGGGUGCCUGGACAUCCGAUACUUGGCCAUGCGGCAGAGAAACAAUUUGCUCUGUAAUGGGCUUAGCCUGAAAUCACUCGCUGAGGCUGUUUUGAACUUUCCCCUUGACAAGUCCCUUCUACUUCGUUGCAGCAACUGGGAUGCUGAGCAUCUUACAGAGGAUCAGGUAAUUUAUGCUGCCAGGGAUGCCCAGAUUUCAGUGGCUCUCUUUCUCCAUCUUCUUGGAUACCCUUUCUCUAGGAAUUCACCUGUACAAAAAAACGAUGACCACAUUGGCUGGAGAAAAGUCUUGGAGAAAUGCCAGGAUGUGGUAGACAUCCCAUUCCGAAGCAAAGGAAUUAGCAGAUUGGGAGAAGAGGUUAAUGGGGAAGAAACAGAAUCUCAGCAGAAGCCAAGAAAUAAGAAGUCUAAGGUUGAUGGACCGGUGUCAGGCAACCAUGAAGGGAGAGACCCCAGAAGACAUAAAAGAAAGCCCUUGGGGGUGGGCUAUUCUGCCAGAAAAUCACCUCUUUAUGAUAACUGCUUUCUCCAUGCUCCUGAUGGACAGCCCCUCUGCACUUGUGAUCGAAGAAAAGCUCAGUGGUACCUGGACAAAGGCAUUGGAGAAUUGGUGAGUGAAGAGCCUUUUGUGGUCAAACUACAGUUUGAACCCGCAGGAAGACCUGAAUCCCCAGGAGACUAUUACUUGAUGGUUAAAGAGAAUCUGUGUGUAGUGUGUGGCAAGAGAGACUCCUACAUUCGGAAGAAUGUGAUUCCACAUGAGUACCGGAAGCACUUUCCCAUUGAGAUGAAGGACCACAACUCCCAUGAUGUGCUGCUGCUCUGCACAUCCUGCCAUGCCAUCUCCAACUACUAUGACAAGCAUUUGAAGCAGCAGCUGGCCAAGGAGUUCCAGGCCCCCUUUGGCUCUGAGGAGGGCUUGCGCCUGCUGGAAGAUCCUGAGCGCCGGCAGGUGCGUUCUGGGGCCAGGGCCCUGCUCAACGCAGAGAGCCUGCCUGCUGAUCGAAAGGAAGAGCUGCUGCAAGCACUCAGAGAAUUUUAUAACACAGACACGGUCACAGAUGAGAUGCUGCAGGAAGCUGCCAGCCUAGAAACCAGGAUUUCCAAUGAAAACUAUGUUCCUCACGGGCUGAAGGUGGUGCAGUGUCACACGCAGGGUGGGCUGCAUUCCCUCAUGCAGCUGGAGAGCCGCUGGCGUCAGCACUUCCUGGACUCCAUGCAGCCCAAGCAUCUGCCCCAGCAAUGGUCAGUGGACCACAACCAUCAGAAGCUGCUCCGGAAAUAUGGGGAAGACCUUCCCAUCAAGCUAUUGUGAUAGUUACUUUCUUCCCAGGUUAGGACAGAUGGGCAGCUGGAGCCAAGGUUGAAAAGUCACCACCUCCUGUUUUAAUACAUCAUUAAUUGUCAAAGCCUAGGUGACACAACUCAGAGUACUAACCUGUACUAAUCCCAGGAUGUUUCUGGUGAAGCAAGGCUAUUGUUUUAAAGGAAGCUUAUGGUUUUGAAUCUUAAUUGGCUAGGGUCAGUAUUCUUUUUUCCUCCCUUUUAUUUUUGUGGACAAGAGAGACCUUGGCCUUUAUUUUUACUCUCCCCCUUCUGCUUUCCCUGUGCAGAGGGAAGAUGAAGAAUUCUCCCUGAAGUGACUUGUCAAGACUCUCAGAAAAAAAUUUUAAUACAUUUCUUCCUCAUCCAGUAUGUUGGUUUAUCUCUAACAGGGGCUGUCCAGAAUGUCAAUCCUGUCCAGUCAGGAAGGGAGAAGAAGUUCUUUCAGAGGUUGGAGAAGUGAACAAGAAGUCAGAUUCAUUUUCCCAAUUCAACAUCAUGAUUGUAAUUUCUUUGGCUUAAUGCUGUCCCAUAACUUAUUUGGUUGGGAUGCAUCUCAUCUAGGUUGUUUCAGUUUAUUUCACAUACUUGAAAAUGGUCCCCUUUACCCAUCGAGGACCAAAGCAACAACUUCCUGCCAUGUGCUUCCACCCUAACACUGGGGAAAUCCUUUUCUGGAAAUAAGCCUCUAACCUGGGUGGGGCAGAGAGAGCCAUAAACACCAUCUCCCAACAGAACUUUGGUUGUUUGCUCAGAUUUUUCCUUCCUCCUGUCUGUUGCCUGCUUGUUGUCUCCUCCUGCCCAGAACUGUGAGGUUUUUUACCUUAAUCCCUUUCGGAGGAGAAGAUGAUCUUUUCUCAGACUCAAUAUCAGCUCCUGUGAAGGUUAAUUCUAGGUGUUAACUUGGUUAGAUGAAGGAAUGCUGAGAAACCUGGUAAAGCUAUCUUUUUAGGUGUGUCCAUGAAGGUGUUUCCAGCAGAGAUUAGUAUGAGAGUCUGAGUGGACUGGGUAGGAAAGACCCACCCUUGAUGUGGGUGGGAGCCAUCCAAUUUGCUGGGUGUCCAGAGAGAACAAAAGAUAGAGGGAAAAGGUGAAGCUCUCUCUGUCUGCUGGAGCUAGGAUGCACUCUUCUGUUCAUGGACAUCAGAGCUUGCAACUCUUCAGCUUUGGGUUCCAGGACUUACACCAAGGACACCAUCAGCUUCCCUAGUUUUGAGGCCUUUGGACUUGGCCUGAGCUACACUACCAGCAUCCAGUUUAUAGAUGGCUUAUCGUGGGACUUUUCUUCACAAUUGUGUGAGCUAAUUCCCCUAAUAAAUCCCUCUCGUAUAAUUAUAACACAUCCUAUUGAUUCUGUCUCUCUGGAGAACCCUGAAUAAUUCAGCUCCCUUCAGUGUAUCAUGAGAUUUGCAGCACUGACUUCAUUUAAGCACUUAGUUCACUCCCAGAGUCAUUUGGUCAGGUUGCACUGUGAGGACUUCUCCAUCUCCUCUGAAGCCUGGGAGACCGAGAUUAAUUAAUACAUAGAUGUCCACAAGGGUGGGGUUUCAUCUUUCAAAAUGUAAGACCACCACUUUGAGUAUGAGAUCAACUUCUUAGUGAUUAGUAUUUUUUCUAAAGUAUUAGGAAAACUUUCUUAUUUUACAAGAUCUUAACAAGCUUAAAGAAGAAUUUUAUGGUCAGAAUUCAACAAGAACUCUACUUUGGAAUUGUGCCCAAGUUGGUGAUGGUUGUUCUAACAUUGAUAAAUAAAACUUCUAAGCACAAGGCUCACUGA
Molecule: messenger RNA, 3757 nt
Organism: Cynocephalus volans (Philippine flying lemur)
Lineage: Eukaryota; Metazoa; Chordata; Mammalia; Dermoptera; Cynocephalidae
Gene: EXD2
Product: exonuclease 3'-5' domain containing 2
Exons: 9
Coding region: 113-1972 (619 amino acids)
Biological process (GO): nucleobase-containing compound metabolic process
Cellular component (GO): cytoplasm; nucleus
Molecular function (GO): 3'-5' exonuclease activity; nucleic acid binding
Source: RefSeq, a predicted model, not a curated record